Neoarthrinium moseri is the source of this 519-nucleotide messenger RNA. RefSeq lists its product as uncharacterized. The transcript has a single exon. NCBI's taxonomy places the organism in Eukaryota, Fungi, Ascomycota, Sordariomycetes, Amphisphaeriales, Apiosporaceae. Gene Ontology annotation, cellular component: signal recognition particle, endoplasmic reticulum targeting. The record is from RefSeq and is a predicted model, not a curated record. The coding region runs from base 1 to 519 and encodes 172 amino acids. Gene Ontology annotation, biological process: SRP-dependent cotranslational protein targeting to membrane.
AUGCCGUACUACGCCUCGGCCGACGACUGGCUGCGGCAGUCGCAGCUGCUGCUGGAGGCGCGCCCGGCCACGACGAGGGUGACGACCAAGUACUCGAUCCGGCCGGCGAAGCCGCGCCGGAAAGCAGGAGGAGGCGAGGAGGAGACAGCGGCAGACCCCGCCACCGCGAAACCGCCGCGCGGCGUCCUGGUCCUCAAGACCUUCGACCCCAAGACGGGCACGGCGCUCAAGUACAAGACCACCAAGGCGGCCGAGGUCUCGCGCCUGGUCCAGGGGCUGGGCAAGCUGGGCCGCCCCAUGGCCGGCCUGCCCGAGCUCCGCGACGAGCCCAUGCUGGACGCGCCCGAGAGCGGCACCGGCACCCCGGCCGGCGAGAAGGCGGCGGCGGCGGUGGGUGGUGACGAGAAGACGGCCGGGGCCCCGGCGCAGGGCCAGCAACAGCAGCAACAACAACAAGCAGCAGGCGGCGGCGGCGGCGGCGGUGGUGGCAAAGGCAAGAAGAAGAAGGGGAAGCGAUGA